UAAAUGGUCAUGUGACCAUGGGGAAGUCGAAACUCCAGCGGAACCUGCCUUUUGGAACCAGGAGAUUUUCCCAAGAAUUGCAGUUUUAUUAAGCAUAAUUUAGGCAUGCCCCAGCACUUCAUACUUACUCUUUGCUUUUUACAAUGGAUUCAAGUUUGUCUGUGCAGGGUCACGACGGAGCAGAAGUUUGCUGUUCUGGAGGGCAGAUCUCUCACUAUACCGUGCCAUUAUGAGCCACAGUACGCUAGUUAUGUGAAGUACUGGUGCCGUGGACGCAUGAAAGACUUCUGCACCAGCAUGGCCCGCACAGAUGAACCCAGAACCCCCGAAAUGUCUGCACAGAAAGUUAUGAUUUAUGAUGACCCAGUGCAGUUGGUCUUCUCUAUUACCAUGACGCAACUGAAAGAGGAGGACUCUGGCUGGUACAUGUGUGGAGUGGAGAUUGGAGGCAUUUGGAGUGCAGAUCUGUAUGCGUUCACUGACAUACAGGUCAUUAAUGGUAUGUCGGUGCUCCACAGCAGACUGAUCGGUGAAGAGGGAAGCAGUGUCACAGCCGAAUGCUUUUACAGUGAAAAAUACAGAGAGAGCCCGAAGAAGUGGUGCCGCAGCGGGGACUGGAGCUCCUGUUUGCUGACGGACUCUGAAGGAGCAUACACAGACGCCACAGUCGAUAUACAGGACGACAGAUCUGGGGCGUUUGCUGUGACCUAUAAGAGGCUUCAGAUGAGGCACACAGGCUGGUACUGGUGUGGAGCAGGACAGCAGAAGGUAGCUGUGCACCUCCAGGUCCUGCCCCGGGUCACAACGACAGCGGUGAUGCCUGUCACAACUUCAUCCCCUGAAAAUCUCCCUCAGAACGUCACUAACAGCACCUGGAACACUCACAGUCACAUCCUUGGAGCUCUGCUAGUGUGCGCCUCUUUUCUGCUCAUCCUGGGAUUUGCCAUAUUUGCACGAAAGAUGUGGAAACUGCACAAGAAUAAUCCAGAACUAGGACAUGAAGCGGGGAUGAAAGUCAGAUUUAAUGACUAUUCAGAAGAGGUGGGGGAGAUGCAGGCAUCUGCUGUUGUUUUCCUCAACAAAAAUUCCCAGAGUUCACAUAUGCUUUGAGCAGGAAAUAUAUUUUACAUUUGCUGUCACUGUAUUUUUAUACUUUUUUAUCCCCUGCACAUCCUUCAUAUGUGUUUGUUCUUGGCACCACACACAAUACAGCACUUCAGUGUGGUGCUUGGGGUCGUAUGAAUGAAAAACCCUGUGUCUGCCCUCCAUCUGCAGGAUAUUUUUGUAAACAUGUGUCUGUUGUAGACUUGUAAUGGUCUGACGAAAUGCCAAAUGUAAGUAGUAUAAAUAAUGACCAGGCAUACCAGUAUGACCUGACGGGUCAGCUGAACAUCAUGUACAUGGUACUUUCAGUAGCUUUGUUGAGGCAGUGUUUCCAUUUUCCUGCAGAAUAAAUCAGAUGUAAACAGUAGCCUAUUUAAAUAUCUUAAAUAUACUCAUUUAAAGAUGAACACAGCACAGAAGAGCGCUGCCCUGUAAGGUUCUGUCCAACAGAAAGCAACAGUAGACGGGUGGUUCUAAUGAUGGAAAAUCUACUGUGCUCUCCAGAGGUGUAGUGGUUUUUAAGCGUAGCACAUGUGGUUAUUAUCUCAGCAUUGUAGGUGUACUUCCCAGCUAUCCAAAUGUCCUCUCUCUCCCCAUUUCAUGCUACAGUUGUCCUGUCAAAUAAGGCAAGGCAAGUUUAUUUGUAUAGCACAAUUCAUACACAGAGUAAUCCAAAGUGCUUUACAGAAUAAGAAAAACAUAAAAAUCACAAUGAAAACAAUCCAAAACAUAAAUAAUCAUCAUAAAAUUAAUAUUAAAAUGGAAGAGUGCAGCAUAAAAACCUUUCAGUCAUAUGCACAGAUAAACAGAGUCAUUUUGAGCCUGGAUUUAAACAUUGUCAAAGAAAAGGCCUGUCUCACAUCUUCAGAAAGAUUGUUCCAGAUUUUAGCUGCAUAAAACUGAAACAGUGAUUCCCCUUGUUUAGUCCUGACUCUGGGCACCAGCAGGAGGCUGGUCCCUCAAGUCCUCAGAGUGUGAGAUGGUUCAUAUGGCACUAACAUGUCGGAGAUCUACUUUGGUGCAAGGCCAUGGAGAGACAAGCAGAGCUGCUUUAAAGUCUAUUCUCCGAGCCACAGGAGCCAGUGCAGAUUAACUUCUUUGACUGAGUAACAAGUUGCAAUAUUGUAAUGUAUAAUUCUAAUGUAUUUAGACAGUAACUUUUCAUUAUUGUCUUGUUUUAUUACAGAUGUUUUUAAAUUGCAAUGCACUGUGUAAAAAAAUGUCCAACAAUAAAGUCAAAGUCCCUAUU
Molecule: messenger RNA, 2353 nt
Organism: Periophthalmus magnuspinnatus
Lineage: Eukaryota; Metazoa; Chordata; Actinopteri; Gobiiformes; Gobiidae
Gene: pigr
Product: polymeric immunoglobulin receptor
Exons: 8
Coding region: 106-1110 (334 amino acids)
Source: RefSeq, a predicted model, not a curated record